GUUGUCGGGCUCGCGCAUUCUUUGCAGGAUCCAGAGUCACACGUGUCUCCGUCCAGCGGUUGGCGAGUUCUAGUUCUCAUCGCCGGUCCGCUUCAGGCCCGGCCAUGUUGGUGCUUUUUGAGACCGCGGCGGGAUACGCCAUUUUUAAGGUUCUGGAUGAGAGUAAAUUAGAAGAAGUAGACAAUAUAUGGAAAGAAUUUGAAACUCCAGAAAAAGCAAAUAAAGUAGUGAAAUUAAAACACUUUGAAAAGUUCCAUGAUACUACGGAAGCAUUAGCAGCAUCAACUGCCCUUGUUGAGGGAAAACUGAGCAAAAACUUAAAGAAGGUCCUCAAAAAACUUGUAGCCAAAGAUGCCCAGCAGCAACUGGCGAUUGCUGAUGCCAAACUUGGUGGUGUUAUCAAGGAAAAGCUCAAUCUCAGCUGUAUUCACAGUGCCAUGGUCACAGAGUUGAUGAGAGGCAUACGUAAUCAGGUAGACGGACUGAUCACUGGUCUGUCUUCACGCGAAAUGGCUGCCAUGUCUCUAGGUUUGGCACACAGUCUCUCUCGCUACAAGUUGAAGUUUAGCCCUGAUAAGGUGGAUACAAUGAUUGUUCAAGCCAUAUCACUUUUGGACGAUCUGGAUAAGGAACUGAACAAUUAUAUCAUGCGCUGCAGAGAGUGGUACGGGUGGCAUUUUCCUGAACUAGGAAAAAUUGUCACUGAUAACUUGGCCUACUGCAAGUGUGUACGAGCUGUGGGUGACAGAGUCAAUUUUGCCAACUUUGACCUGUCUGAGAUGCUUCCAGAAGAGGUGGAGGCAGAGGUUAAGGCUGCUGCAGAGAUUUCUAUGGGUACUGAAGUGUCUGAGGAAGACAUAAGUAACAUCUUACACUUGUGUGACCAGGUGAUUGAAAUCUCAGAGUACAGAACCCAGCUGUAUGAUUAUCUAAAAAACAGAAUGAUGGCCAUCGCACCCAAUCUUACUGUGCUGGUGGGAGAACUUGUUGGUGCCAGAUUAAUUUCUCAUGCUGGCUCCCUGCUGAAUUUGGCUAAACACCCCGCUUCCACUGUGCAGAUUUUAGGAGCAGAAAAAGCACUGUUUAGAGCUCUGAAGACCAAGCGAGACACUCCUAAAUAUGGUCUGAUUUAUCAUGCUUCUCUGGUUGGACAGACUACUCCCAAAAAUAAGGGCAAGAUCUCUCGAAUGCUUGCUGCCAAGGCAGCCCUUGCCAUCAGAUAUGAUGCCCUUGGGGAAGACACCAAUGCACAGCUUGGCGUGGAGACAAGAGCCAAGCUAGAGAUACGGCUCCGGAACCUUGAAGAGAAAGGACUGAAAAGAAUCAGUGGAACUGGGAAGGCACUAGCCAGAGCAGACAAAUAUCAACAUAAGAGCGAGGUCCGGACCUACGAUCCAUCUGGUGACACAACUCUCCCAUCGGUCCCAAAGAAGCGCAAGUUUGAGGAGGUUGAGCAAGAGGAGGAACAGCCAUCUGAGGUUAAAGUGAAAAAAGCUAAAAAAGUAAAAAUCACAGAAAUGGAAGAAGCAGGAGAACCUGUAGAAGAGGAGACGCCCAAGAGGAAGAAAAAGAAGAAGAUUAAAGUUGAGGAAGGUGAAGCUGGAGUGGAAGAGGAGGUGCUAAAAGAAGAAGAGCCGUCAACUAGCACAGCUGCAGAGACGCCAAAGAAGAAAAAGAAGAAGAAGAAAGUUAAGCAGGAAGAAGAGGAGGAUUAGGGGACACAGAUGGACUUGUUUAUUAGUGGACAGAGGAUUAAGACUUUGAUUCAAAAACAUUUGGGGAAGUGGCAACUCCAAAAUGUAUGAAGAGCAAUUUGACCUUCCACAGUAUAGGUUAACAAUUUUGCUGAGGGUUUAGUACAUGUUUUACUAUUUAGGUAAACUGCGAACUUCUUCAUACAAUUUUUUUUUUGUGUCUUUAAAGAAUGGACAACUUUUUUUCUUUUCUUUUCAAGCCUUUCUUUUUUAAAUUUUUUAAAUCAUGGUUUGAUAUUUUUUUUUUUUGUGUAUAAGAAAUUCUUGUUCUCCCUAAAUAUACUGUUGUAACAGUUCUUUGCAAGAUUUAUUCCUUCUGCAUAAAUAUAUAAAAUGGCUUGAAAGAACAGUAAA
This is a messenger RNA of Spea bombifrons (plains spadefoot toad), 2108 nucleotides long. RefSeq names its product NOP58 ribonucleoprotein (gene NOP58). The transcript is spliced from 15 exons. The coding region runs from base 105 to 1715 and encodes 536 amino acids. Gene Ontology annotation, cellular component: box C/D methylation guide snoRNP complex; small-subunit processome. The record is from RefSeq and is a predicted model, not a curated record. NCBI's taxonomy places the organism in Eukaryota, Metazoa, Chordata, Amphibia, Anura, Pelobatidae. Gene Ontology annotation, molecular function: snoRNA binding.